AUGAACGUUUUACAUCGAAAAUGGCACAUUAUCAGUGGAAGUCAGCAAAAGUGCUUUACAAGGGAGAAAACAAGAAAAGGCAAACACAAAAUUUUUCUUUCUGUGCAUAAUGCUUUCAAAAUUGUUGGUAGUAGAAAGAACGUGAGCAAGAGUUGGUGGGAAGAUGUAAAAACUCAAGCAGAGCACGUUGAAACGAAUACCUGUUGGGUGGAUCGCCAGCCACGCUGUUUGCUUUCCAAUCUCACAGGAUUUUCUUUAGCUCAUCAUAUUCCGCAAUGUUUACCAUUCAAUCGAAAUUUCAUUCUGAACUUUUCCCAUUUGUAUCAUAAUUUUCAUCAACUUCCAAAGCCCCAAAGCAAACAGUUGUUUGUAGCUGAAGCGAGCUUAGGAGAUGAAUUUUCCGCAACAGCGUAA
Clunio marinus is the source of this 414-nucleotide messenger RNA. NCBI's taxonomy places the organism in Eukaryota, Metazoa, Arthropoda, Insecta, Diptera, Chironomidae. The record is from the annotation of a GenBank genome assembly.